UCGGCACCCGCGCGCGCUGCUCGCCUCCCGGCGUGAUCUUAAGCUCAUUUCUGCACUGUUUUACUGAAGAGCCCAUUAAGAGAGCCAGUGAAUCCUGUAGAAAAUGGCGUUCAGUGAUCUGACAUCGAGGACUGUGCGUUUUUAUGAUAAUUGGAUCAAAGAUGCUGAUCCAAGAGUUGAAGACUGGCUCCUCAUGUCCUCACCUCUGCCACAAACCAUCAUCCUGGGGCUCUAUGUCUAUUUUGUUACAUCUCUGGGACCAAAACUCAUGGAGAACCGGAAGCCCUUUGAACUCAAGAAAGCGAUGAUAACGUACAAUUUUUUCAUAGUACUGUUUUCUGUGUAUAUGUGUUAUGAGUUUGUGAUGUCUGGCUGGGGUACAGGUUACUCGUUUCGAUGUGACCUUGUUGACUAUUCUCAGUCGCCAAGAGCAAUGAGGAUGGUGCACACCUGCUGGCUUUAUUACUUCUCCAAAUUUAUUGAGCUGUUAGACACUAUCUUUUUUGUUCUGCGUAAGAAAAAUAGCCAAGUGACUUUCCUUCAUGUCUUCCAUCAUACGAUUAUGCCAUGGACCUGGUGGUUUGGAGUCAAGUUUGCUGCAGGUGGUUUGGGAACUUUCCAUGCCUUUUUAAAUACAGCUGUGCACGUGGUCAUGUACUCCUACUAUGGACUGUGUGCAAUGGGACCAGCCUACCAGAAGUAUUUAUGGUGGAAAAAACAUUUGACAUCUUUGCAGCUUGUCCAGUUUGUUCUUGUCACUGUCCACAUAGGCCAGAUCUUCUUCAUGGAGGACUGUAAUUACCAGUAUCCAGUUUUCCUGUACAUCAUCAUGAGUUACGGAUGCAUCUUCCUGGUGCUCUUUCUCCACUUUUGGUAUCGUGCUUACACCAAGGGUCAGAGGUUGCCCAAAACUAUAGAAAAUGGGAAUUGCAAAAGCAAGCGCCACUAAAACACAAACGCAGCCUGGAUUUACAAUGGAGACUGAUGAUACCUUGCCUUCCUUGACAAUCAAGACAUACUUGCCUAUGCAGUGCAUUUUGUAUAUUUUUCAAAACCAAGAGCUUGUAUUUUUUAUGAUAAGUUAUUUGGGUUUCUGAUCUCUGAGAGUCCAAAGCUCCCACAUAAGUCUUCUCAGGGGAAGAGUCUGGAACAGCCAGGAGGUUUCCUGUUGCCUUUCAAACCAAUCAGAGGUCUUAAUACAUCUUGCUACAUUGAGAGGAGGAUAUGAAGUGAUAUAGUGCUCUUCUAGGAACUCGAGAAAUGAUGAAAAAUACAAGCUAUUUUGAAUAUGAACAGAGGUCCACAGAGUACAAUAGAUUCCUCCUGCUUGGUGUGGAAACCCUUGAUGCUGGGUUCUGUCUGUCACUCAUCCCUUAUACUCAGAAGACAAUACAUUCAUUCUAGAGCUCAGUUCUAAAGUGCUAACACAGGUAAAGUCUAUGUGGAUUUUUGAUAAGCUAUCAUUCUAAAUUGUUAAUGGUAAGUUAGAAUGGUCUUCUGGGUCCUUGCCACAAGAUCUGCCCACAAGACUUCCUCCCAACCCGUGUACAAGCUGUUAGAGGCAGUGAUGCUUCCAUAUCUGCACUGAUGCCUGUGACCCUAAGGUGAAGGUAACUUUAUGUUGCAAAGAAGAUCAUUUGUGUCAACAGUUGAAUGAAUGCUUUGCUAAUGAUGAUUCUACAAUUAACUUGGUGCGUAUCUGAAAAGAGGGAUGUGUCAAUUAAAAAAAAAUAUGCUAUGGAAUUCAGUGAGGAAAGGUAUGAUCUGUUGUAGUAUAAUGCCACUCUCUGAUAUGUCAUGGUUUAAGGGAUUGUUUUGCCAAAGUAUGUAUUGGCUAGAUAUCUAAGUGUUCAUGUGAUUGACUUACCUCAGAUGCUUUUGAGUCACAUAUUAAUUUUUGAAUCUCUACUGUGCAAAAGGGCUUUUGAAGCAACUGGAGUUGGGCGGUGCAGAAUAUCAGAGGCAAUAUUUGGUUACAUAAACAAGGGUUGUUAGAUUUUGAGAGAUAAAGACACUACAUUAUGAUUGUGUAUUAUACAUAGUGUUGCAGAUACACUGCAUGAAGAGCUAUGUUCCAGAAUCAUAAAUUAGCCAGGAUUUCUAUUUCUUCAGACUUAUAAGCCAUAUUGUGAAGGGCUGAAAUUCAUGUGGCAUCUCCCCCACACCUUUAAAAAUGCUACUUUCUAAAAUGUCCUUCUUCUUGCGGGUGAACCAGAACAACUUAGCAAUACUUGGACAUUUGUGAAGCUGUCAAUGUUAUUUCCUUUUCCUCUUUGAAGAACUAUCUAUGUGUGAACAACUUCAAAAUCAGCACAGAUGGCCUUGGUCAUGUUCGCCACACAGUGUUGCUCACUUUUCUACAAAGCCAGAGUCCUCGUGGACUGUAAACUCUCGAGUUUUGCCUGCCCUCUCCUGAUCCAUUACUCUGUUUUCGAAUUCACUCAGUUUAUAAAGUUAUUUGCCAUCAAGUGGCCUUUAGUGACUCCACUUGCUUACAAUGAAAAGCAGAGGAUAAUAGGAAGCUUUUCAUACUUAAAAAAAAAAAAAGUAACAGACAAGCCAAGCUGAAGGGAGCAGCUGUGCUAGUCAGUCACUGUGAAGGUCUCAGGGAUCCAAGUUUUCCUAUCUUGACUCUGUGUGUCCAGCCUGGGUUAAGAUCGGAUGGAAUGGUAGAUGCUGUCUCAUACACAAGCAAUUCCCAAAGACUCAAGUAGGGCAAAGACCCAAAGGAACUGAAAGUAGAGAAUAAGACAGGAGACUUUAUUUAUUUCCUCUCCUCUUCUACACACCUUCUUCUCCCCCCUCCAAGUAUUUAACAUAUUUGAUAUGCCUACGGACUAAGAGCAACACUGUGACAUACCACAUUUUUAACUAUAUGAAUGAAGGCAGGGAGGUGAAAUGUUAUAUGGAAACAGAUCAAAGUUCACAGUGUCCCCCACAUAAGUAUCCGUGGAGCAAAUUGAGUGUCACUGGUUGUAGGAUUUGUGUGGGCAGUGUUCAGUGUCGGUUAAGCAGAGUUUCUAAUGGGGUUUCCCUACUUUUCAGGACUUUAUUGCCUUUACAUUAGCUUGCCUAAUAAACAAACAGCUAUUAAGUAUAGUUUAUUAUAAAAGUUCUAUGAGUCCUUGAGGUCCAAUAUAUAUAUAUAUACAUAUAUGUUAUAAAUACAAAAUUUUAAUUAUCUAUGGGGUAUUAGGACUCUCUGUCUUCAUACUUAAUGAGAAUUCUAAUUUGAGUAUACUACAUUGUUUCAUAGUUUGGGAAAUUAUGAGAUUGUAUCCCUUGGCUAGCUCUUAUUUCUGUUCACUUUUUAAUGACUGGAAGUUGUGAGAAGUUGGAUUUGUUCUCUGUGCUAUAAUAAAUCUGUGGUAUCACAUG
This is a messenger RNA of Grammomys surdaster, 3378 nucleotides long. It is a transcript of the gene Elovl7, whose product is annotated as ELOVL fatty acid elongase 7. Gene Ontology annotation, molecular function: fatty acid elongase activity. The record is from RefSeq and is a predicted model, not a curated record. Lineage: Eukaryota; Metazoa; Chordata; Mammalia; Rodentia; Muridae. Gene Ontology annotation, cellular component: endoplasmic reticulum; endoplasmic reticulum membrane. The transcript is spliced from 8 exons. Bases 104 to 949 code for a protein of 281 amino acids. Gene Ontology annotation, biological process: fatty acid elongation, monounsaturated fatty acid; fatty acid elongation, polyunsaturated fatty acid; sphingolipid biosynthetic process.